This is a messenger RNA of Physcomitrium patens, 3518 nucleotides long. RefSeq lists its product as uncharacterized. Gene Ontology annotation, molecular function: protein binding. NCBI's taxonomy places the organism in Eukaryota, Viridiplantae, Streptophyta, Bryopsida, Funariales, Funariaceae. The record is from RefSeq and is a predicted model, not a curated record.
AUGGCUUUCGAGUUCACUGGAACUGAGUGCAGUUCGGCAUUUUGUGCUUUUGUCAAUGUUUCUGGAGCCACAAUCGAAUGCAGUUACGAAGAUGCAGCAGGAAAGCCGAUGAUCUCUCUCGAUUCUUUAUAAAAGCACCAGAAUUUCAGCCACCUGCGCUGUAAUUCCACUCGACGAGGUGGAACUAGUGUGUGGAGGUGCAACUGGAAUGCAGGCUUCCACAGGGAUUACUGUUGUGAAUCCUGUUCGGAAAGCCCCGAUCUGGCUGUUUCAUGACCACAAUGAUUUUUGAAUUGCACUUCCAACGCAUUUUAGAGUUCUGUGUGUGUAUGUGUGAGUGAGCGAGUGAGUGAGACCUGGGUGGGAAUCCUGCGCUGCAAAUUGGCAAGGUUCGGUAGCUUGUAGAGAACGUAUCAGUCUUGAAGGGUCACUAUCGUCUCGUUGUAGUAACUGUAACUACGUUUAUUGUGUUUUUUUUUGGUGGUCUUGAUCUCUGUGCUGAUAUCCUCGGGUAUCGAGACUUUAUUCCAAGUUGUGUGUUCGUCGCGGCUGCUGGAAUUGGGUGGGUUUCGAGGUGGGCGUAGUGAAGUUCGGCAGCUGGGUUAGGAUUUCGACGGCAAUUCCGAGAGCGGCGAGUGUAGGGAUGUAGGUGAUUGAUUCUUGGGUUGUCCGAAUUGCGGCCACUUUGUUUGCUGGUUUUCGUUUGUUUUUUUAGAAGUGUUAAGCUGGCUGGUUGUCUUUGUUGUUGAGUGUGCUUUGAGGCGCAGUUUCUAGAGCGGUUGCUGGAUUGUUAUGACCGGUUUGGGUUAGGGUCGAUGAACAGAACUUCGAUGUCUCAAUUAAGAAGUUCUCCUUCUUCCAAUCACUGUACCUUAAAAUUCGUUUGGGUUGAGUUAUGUCGAAUUGCUCAAUUUUAUGACCACACACAGAGUUCUGGGGCUUCAGUCUCGAGUUUCGACCUUGCUGGUUCUGAUUUUAGUAAAUUUUUUCCAACAAUUUCGUUCUUGCAGAAUACGCAUGGUUUUUAUUUUCUUUGCUAACCUGCCAAACUUCCUUCGAAUUCUCUACAUACCAACCUCAUCCAGUGACUAUGUUUCUGUAGUUAAUCGAGUGAGGGUGUCAGUUUGUAACUUCGGUGUAUAAUCUCUUGUCAUUGACGUUUGUGAACUGCCUGGCAUCCCGAGAAAACUAUGUUGUUUGUUGAUUGCUUGGUGUCUCAACUACCUUCAUCCAUUUUCCUUCUCAAGGACAAUUUUUAUAAUAUCCGCUUCUUUAUUUUCGGAAUUCUGUUGUUCCUAUUAGAGCCUUUUUGCAUGAUUUGUGCUCCACUAUUUUCCAAUUCCGGCAUAAUAAAAUACAUUUAGAACUAUUAGGGCACUCUGUUUUGUAGGGCUACAUCCCCUCUCUGGGUUUGACGAAACAAUUUUUGAUGUCAAAUUUAACACCCGUGGACAAGUGAGGAGCAAUUUGCUUCGCUAUGAUCGAAUUCUCUGAAACAUGAUUGUUAUGGUAAGAUUAUUGCAAGAAGCGUGUGCCUAUUAUACGCCAAGUAUAUCCUACGUGAGAAGCCGUUGAAGGUUUAUAUGCUCGCGAUUUUUACAGAGGACAUGCUUUGAUGAAGAAAGAUAUGGACGAAGAAGAUCUUAUCUCACGGAAUGCCUCCGGGAGCACUAACGAUCGCCACCAUUGUUUCUUGUGGUAUAAAACUCUGUGAUGUCCGAUAAAAGAGAACAAACUGGGUUGGACGUGGUUUACGGAUUGCUGUUGGAUGCUUGGGGCGAUAAUGAAGACCUUGGACAUAGUACCUUUGAGUUUGAAUUGGCACUACGAGUGAAGAAAUGGGGUGAUUUUCCCUAUGGUAGUGUUUGAAUGAUGGGGGCAAUGGGGAGCUUUGACGUGCUACCUGAUUCCAUAGCCUGUUUAAUAUUGUCGAAACUUGAAAGUGCGCAAAUGGUUGCUCAAUGUGCCAUGGUGUGCCAUCGUUGGAAGACGCUAGCCAGGCUAGUAGACACCCUCACUUUCGAGUCAUUCAAACUCUUGGAGAAGAAGUUGGAUAAGAACAGGAAUGCUUCAUGCCUGGAAACAAUUGUAACUCAAAUGUUAUUGAAGACCCAUGGCAUUCGAAUUCUUAAGAUCUCGUAUCACCCAGUUGUGUGGCCUUGGAUACCCAACGACUACUUCUCAGAAGACAGGGUUUGUCAGUGGCUGCAGCAUGUGAAUACUACCUUGGAGCGACUAACACUUGUUGAUCCAAACCGUGCAAGGCCACAGCCUAAGAAGUUACUCCAUCUCACAGAUUGUAAAAAGUUGCAGUGGUUGAACCUGUGUUACGGUUUCAUUCCUGUGUUGCCUGCCUCGCCUGGACGGUUCGAACAGUUGGUAACCCUUCAUCUUGAUCUGAUUUUAAUUUACGAUAGUGCGCUUCAGACACUUGUGGAGCUUGCACCAAUCCUCGAAGAUUUAAAACUGAACUCCUGCAAGGGUCUGCGAACCCCUCACUUCACAGCUUUAAAGCUCACCUCUCUGGAGUUUGCAAAUGACAUGGAUGUGGCUACAACACCAAUUACUAUGGUCACCGUGAAUGCACCAAGCCUGGUUUCCGUGUCUCUGAGCCAUGUGGAGGAGCUCGUGAUGAACGGCUUCACGUUACAGAACCUUGCUCUGCUUUGGCAUGUCCGACCUAACAUAAGAGAGCUGCCAGUGUUAGAGAGUCUGCACAUUAGCGGCGAGUCCUGGGCGUUGGAUUGUGUGACUCAUUUGAUUCGACUGGGGACAAAUUUGCGCUCCCUCCGCAUUGAUGCGUUUUUCGAGCGCAAGUACCCUAUCCAGCUGCAAUCACUACUCCGUCACUUGCAGGAGCUAGUAUCUAUCCAUAUAGGCGCCGACUUUUUUGAGUGUCUACAAACAGCAGGAGGCGCGGGGGCAGCUUUUAUGCGGAUGCAUGCAAUGGUUCUCCCUAGGCUAGAAAAUAUCAUGGUUGUUAUCAGCUGCGGGAACAACAAUUGCAUCUCUGUCCUGGUCUCUCUCCUGAAAUGUGCACCAGCACUACGGAUUCUCAGAAUCGAUGCCGAAAAUCUAAGGAAGAGCAUGGACAACGUAAUGUUCUUCAGUAACCUGUUGGGACUACAGAGGGACUACCCUCAGGUCAAGGUUUCACUCGCAUGUCCUCAGACCCUGCUCUAAAUACUGUAAAACUAUGUAAUUAACACUUUACCUUAUCACCUGAGUAGGUCAGUGUUGUACCUCUCAGAAGCUUUUUUGUAGCAUAGUGCUCAAAUAUAGUUAAUACGCACACUCCUUGUCCUAAAAAAUUGUGAUAUUGUAAAAUUUUAGGCUGUCUGAAGGUUGUCUGAUCCCCUGUAACCAUGUAAUAUAUCUGAGAUGUCCCUGUAAAGCUGUCUACUCGAGCCAAGUCGUGAUGUUGAACCCUAUUGCACAGUAGCAAUAUGGUUUGUAACGUUUGUAACGGCUAAUUUAACUAGGGUAUUUGGGAACACUAUAUUAUAAUCAGUGCCUCA